AUGUCUACAACUCAAACUCUAGAAGUUAUCGGCGCGGCCACAGCUCUCCUGCUCACCUACAAGGCCAUCUCCUUCAUCAGCAUCUACCUCAAACCUUCCCAACUACACCUCUACAACCCCUCGGGCAACUCCUGGGCCCUAGUCACCGGCAGCACAAACGGAAUAGGCGAAGGCUUUGCCCACGCCCUCUGCGCCAAAAACAUCAAUGUCCUUCUCCACGGUCGUAAUGAGCAAAAACUGUCUACCCUGAAAUCGACACUGGAGAGACAGUACCCAGAAGUCCAAAUCAAGACUGUAAUUGCAGAUGCCUUCGACAUCGACGCCGACAUUUCUUCAAUCGCCGAAACCUGCAAAACGCUACCAGGACCCCUGACUCUACUCGUCAACAAUGUAGGCGGCGCACCUCUGAGUCCUUCUUUCGGGACGCUUGCAGAAGUCGACGCGACAUAUGUGGACAAGAUGAUAAACCUCAACUCGCGCUUUCCCACCCAGCUAACCCGUGCUCUACUACCUCUACUCUCCAAGUCUUCGCCAUCACUAAUUAUGAGUACUUGCUCCAUAACCGGGUUCCGCGGAUUACCUUACCUCUCCGUGUACUCGGCCACAAAAGCCUUCAAUUACGCAUUACACCAAUCGCUUUCUUCCGAGCUUGCUGCCGAGAAUUCUGGAGUUGAAGCGCUGGCAAUCGUGAUAGCGAAUGUGGUUAGCGGGGGCAAUAAAACUACAGAAGGCAUGUUUACUUGUACAGGCCUGCAGAUGGCAGAGUUUGCGCUGCAGAGGAUUGGAUGUGGACAAGUUGCAGUGUUUGGGUGGUGGAGACAUGCAGUACAGUGGUGGUGUAUGAGUUUGUUACCUGAGUGGUUGACUGAAAAGGUACUGAUCAAUGUCAUGAAAGAGAGGAGAACCGAAGAGCAAAAGGGAGAGUGA
Messenger RNA from Aureobasidium uvarum, 927 nucleotides. The record is from the annotation of a GenBank genome assembly. Lineage: Eukaryota; Fungi; Ascomycota; Dothideomycetes; Dothideales; Saccotheciaceae.